Molecule: messenger RNA, 1032 nt
Organism: Monopterus albus (swamp eel)
Lineage: Eukaryota; Metazoa; Chordata; Actinopteri; Synbranchiformes; Synbranchidae
Gene: dcstamp
Product: dendrocyte expressed seven transmembrane protein
Exons: 3
Coding region: 1-1032 (343 amino acids)
Cellular component (GO): membrane
Source: RefSeq, a predicted model, not a curated record
AUGAAAAAGAGUCGGAACUUGCUGCUAACCGCCGGAACCAGUUUAGUGAUUGUUAAAAAUAUCCGCAACACCUUGGAGAACCUCACAGGCCUGGUGAGGAGUAUGAUUUGCAACCUGAAGGCAAAAAAAGCCUCUAUCAUUACUCCAUUCAGUAACUAUGUCAAUUUGUUGAACUGGAUAGGAGACAUGCUCAAAGGGAUUACAGACCUAGGAGUAGUGAACCUUCACUCCCAGCUCAGGGUUUCACCCAGACUGGAAUCAGAACAACUGAGAGAGAAACUCAGUGAAGCAGAGCAGAAGCUGAAUGAGACUGUAAAAUAUGUACAGUCCCUCCUGAGUACAGUCUCCUCGGUGACCGACAGGCUGUUCCCCGCCAUCAGUUUCCUUGUGCUCAUGUUGUUUAUGGCCUUGCACAUAAAAAAAUACCGCAAUGACAUGAAAUACAAAAACAGGUUCAUAAGCAGUAGGUUUGUUUUUUUCGAUGAGAAGCAGAAGGCAGAAGGAAAGCCCCACGUCCUCCCCCUUACGCCAGAGGAGAAGAAGCUGUACAACACCGGCCCCUCUGCCUGUCCCACUACCAGAGAGAGGAAAGCUGUGCUGAAGUUCGGUGUUCCAAUCGUCUCCCACUUUGUAGCUUGGGGCAUCUCAACUUUAAUCGGAAUACCAUUUAGUGAGGAAAAUUAUCAAAAAGAUUUUUCUUACUUUGUGACCUUGUUCGAGAGGAAGUGCCUUCCUGAACCCAAGCUGCUGCUCUAUAACUCCAUAUGUCCACUGGCUGCCAUCCUGCUCAUCCUGCUCAUUAUGGCCUCGAUGGCUGCCAAAGUGGCCCGGCUCCAGCUGAUGGUCUGUGAGCGAUUCUUUGCCACCGCUGCUGAGCAGAGAGUGAGGUACCUGCAUGCCAAAAUCCUGAGGAAGAGAUUAAAAGGGAAGAGGGAGAAACAGGACCACAGACUCACAUCACUAAUUGUUAAGCUACAUUUCUGGUGCCCACUGCUCUUUCAACCCAAAGAGAAACCACAGAGUAUUGUAUGA